Eublepharis macularius is the source of this 1602-nucleotide messenger RNA. RefSeq names its product ring finger protein 126 (gene RNF126). Lineage: Eukaryota; Metazoa; Chordata; Lepidosauria; Squamata; Eublepharidae. Gene Ontology annotation, molecular function: ubiquitin protein ligase activity. Gene Ontology annotation, cellular component: cytoplasm. The transcript is spliced from 9 exons. The record is from RefSeq and is a predicted model, not a curated record. Bases 24 to 974 code for a protein of 316 amino acids. Gene Ontology annotation, biological process: protein ubiquitination.
CGUAGGGGAGGGACGGAAACAAGAUGGCCGAGGCUUCCCCACAGGCUGGGCGCUAUUUCUGUCACUGCUGCUCGGCCGAGAUCGCCCCACGGCUUCCGGACUACAUUUGCCCAAGGUGUGAAUCCGGUUUUAUUGAAGAGCUUCCAGAAGAGCCCAGGAAUAUUGAAAAUGGCUCCAGCUCUUCAGCAUCGACCAGUGAUCAGAGCAGACACCCGUUUGAGAAUGUGGAUCAACACUUAUUCACCCUGCCACAGGGCUAUGGCCAGUUUGCCUUUGGGAUAUUUGAUGACAGCUUUGAGUUCCCAGCCUUUGGGUCCAACACACAGUCAGAAGACAACCGAGAUGCUGAGAACCGGCGAGAGAGGGAGCACCAGUCUCGGCACAGAUACGGUGCCAGGCAGCCCCGGGCUCGUUUUACCACACGGCGCACUGCUGGCAGGCAUGAAGGGGUCCCAACACUAGAAGGAAUUAUCCAGCAGUUGGUCAAUGGGAUUAUUGCUCCCACCACGAUACCAAACCUCGGAGUGGGCCCUUGGGGAGUCUUGCAUUCAAAUCCCAUGGACUAUGCCUGGGGGGCCAACGGCUUGGACGCCAUUAUUACUCAGCUACUGAAUCAGUUUGAAAACACGGGCCCUCCCCCUGCAGAUAAGGAAAAGAUCCAGGCCCUCCCAACUAUUCCUAUAACAGAAGAACAUGUAGGUUCUGGGCUGGAGUGUCCUGUCUGUAAAGAAGAUUACGAAGCCGGUGAGAGCGUGCGGCAAUUACCCUGCAACCAUUUAUUCCAUGAUGGCUGUAUAGUCCCCUGGCUUGAACAGCACGACACCUGUCCUGUGUGCCGGAAAAGCUUGAGCGGACAGAAUACAGCCACAAAUCCCCCAGGACUCUCGGCAAUGAAUUUUGCUUCUUCAUCUUCCUCUUCCUCCUCCUCUUCCUCCAGUUCACCGAGUAACGAAAAUUCUGCAAACAACUCAUGAAUCUUUAAGAAAAUGAAAAUAAGUCACCAUCCUCAUUCCCUUCUCUAAUGUCGCUGCCCUUCCUCACUUCCACCUGGGGCAAUGUUGGGGAGGUUCCUCCAGAACAGAGCAACAGGGGUGGGGAGAAUGGGAGCCCCAAUAUGUUUCCAUCAUGAUGCUGAGGCCCUCUUCCCCCUGGAUGUUCAGUGAUGUCACAGUCUCAAGCGGGGUGGGGGUGGGGAGUCCUGUCCUUGUAAAGGACUCCUGACAUUGGCCCAGCAGCACUGCACAAAAGCUACAGCAGUUGGCCCAUGGGAAAGCACUGAGGGAGUGGCUGCAGUUCCAGACGAAAGGUUGUUCAUAUGGGUGGGGUUUUUUUUUUGGAACUCUCGACCCCCAUCCUCUCCCCUGGCUGGUUUUCUACACUGGGAGGAGCCAAUGAAGCUUUUAGCUAGUCACUGCUGAAAAAGAUGUGAGCUUGAAGGUAUUCCCCUCCCUCCACUUCCUGGCUGUGUUGAGCUUUGCCCUCUCUUCUCCCCCUUCCCUCUUUUUUGUUUAACAUCGCCCUUUUGGCAGUUCGAUACCAAGAAAAGGGUUUUUUAUAAUUUUAAAUUAUUACUGCUAUUAAAUAAAUGGACAUUUCCGCUCA